AUGACUCCAAUACCUACCCGCGCCUCGACGCCUUCCGACGCCGCUGACAGAUCGCAACCCCUCCGCGGCUCGCCGCCGGUGCUGCAGUUUGGCGAAUGGGGAGCCGACCGGUAUUUGGGGAAGCGGAGCGGCGCCAAUCGCGGGCGUAGAGGCAGUGGCGGAGCCGAUGGCGGGGGGGAUGGCGGAGACGACUACAGCGAUUACGGCGAUCGCGGAGGUCGGCAAGGAAGAGGCGGGGAAGGGGGGGUCGGUGUGCUUCAGCGGCCCGCUCGGUGGGGAGGGGAGGCGGAUCCGCGGGUGGACUUCAGGAGCGUCGUGGGGCGUCCGCGGCCUAGGAGCGGGGGCUCGCAGGUGACGGUGGUGGGCGACUGGGACCCCGCGUGGCCGGCGCUGAGGGCGCUGGAGUUUGGGCGGCAGAGCAUCCGAUCGCCCUUUGAGUCCAACGUCAUCUAUAACUUCGAGCUCAUGGAAUGCAUCUUUGAUUACGCGUUUGAUCGAUUGGGGGUGGAAGGCGGUGGCAGGGUAAACCACCCUGUGUUAUUGACCGAGGCUCCCUGCGCGCCCCUGUACACGCGUGGCAAGACAGCAGAGCUCAUGUUUGAAACCUACGGCGUGCCUGCCCUGGCAUUCGGAGUGGACGGGGUGUUCAGUUAUCGCCACAACACCGCACAGCACCACUCCGUACCAUCAUCCAUACCAGAUGGUCUGCUGGUCGACUGCGGCCACUCCACUACCCAUGUCAUGCCCAUGAUCGCGGGGCAGCCUCUGCUGGACGCCACGUGUCGCAUUCCCGUUGGCGGAUGGCACGUCACUGACUACCUGAAGCGCCUCCUCACUCUGCUGUAUCCUCAACACGCCUCUGUCAUAACAUGGGAGAGAGCAGAAGAGAUGAAGUGCCGGAGUGUGUAUGUGGCCAUCGACUACUCACAAGAGCUCAAGGCUUUCCAGGCCCCAGACGCGCCAGUAGUUUCCUGGCAGCUUCCGUGGGUGGCGCCCGUGGCCCCCCAGGGCCCAUCAGAGGAGGAGGUGGCGAGGCGGGCUGCCAACAAGGAGCGUGCGGGGCAGCGCCUGCGAGACAUGGCGGCUGCCAAGCGGGCGGCGAAGCGGGCGGCGGAGCUGGAGGAGGUGGAGGGGGAGGUGGAGGGGUUGAGAGCGGUGAUCGAAGAUGUGGAGGACGGGGCAGAAGGGAGAGAGGCAAUCAUGCUGCUCUCGCGUGUACGCUGUGCCACGCUCUCAGAAGCCAGAGGCAAGCUUGCCAAGAGCAUGGCGACUCUCAGGAAACUGAGGGGGGAGGAGGGCGAGGGGGAAGGGGAGGAGGGGGAGGGGAAAGGGGAGGAGGGCGAGACGGGAUCAGUGGCUGGUGGGGCGGAGGAGCAGGAUGAGUCGGUUCUGUACCCGCUGCUUGAUAUCCCAGAUACAGAACUGACAGCCGAGGAGCUGCGGGAGAAGCGGCGGCAGCGGACAAUGCGAGGGAUUGCGCUUGGACAGGCGAGGAUGCGACAUGCGGCAGAGGAGAAGCGAGCCAAGGCGGCUGCUGAGAGGGACGAAGAGGAGCGGAAGAGAAGGGAGAACCCAGAGGCGUAUGCAGCAGAGCUGAGGGCGCGGUUUCAGCAGCUGCAGGCAGCACUGGAGCAGAGGAAGCGGAGGGAUGGCGUAUGCAGCAGAGCUGAGGGCGCGGUUUCAGCAGCUGCAGGCAGCACUGGAGCAGAGGAAGCGGAGGGAUGGGAGAACCCAGAGGCGUAUGCAGCAGAGCUGAGGGCGCGGUUUCAGCAGCUGCAGGCAGCACUGGAGCAGAGGAAGCGGACGGAUGAGGCAUAUGCAGCAGAGCUAAAGGCGCGGUUUCAGCAGCUGCACUUCAGUGGAAGAGGGGGUUUACUCGUUUGCUCACUUGGUGUGCCCGUGCCAUGGUCAUGCCUCUUGCUUGCUGCUUGUUGUGUGCAUUGCAGGGAGAACCCAGAGGCAUAUGCAGCAGAGCUAAAGGCGCGGUUCCAACAGCUGCAGGCGGCCUUGGAGCAGAGGAAGCGGAGGAAGUUGGUAGCAGGGGGCGUGGUUCUUGGUGCUGCGGCGUCGUCAUCAGUGGGAGGGGAAGAGUCUGGUGGGAAGGGCAUGGGAUCGGAAGGAGGUGCCAGUGGGGGAGAAGCGGUAGGAGGAGGUGGGGCAGUGGGGGCAGCAACAGGGGCAGCAGGAGGAGCAGCAGGAGCAGCAGGAGCAGCAGGAGCAGCAGGAGCAACGGCAGCAGGCGCAGGAGUAGGAUUAGCAGGAGGAGGGUUUUCAGGAGGAGGAUUAGCUGUCUCGCCUGUGCUCUCUCUUGCGGCAGCAGCAGCAGCAGCAGCGUCAGGCCAGGCUGUGAAAGGCGCGACUCUAGACAUCACCUCACUGGGGGGCCCUGCUGGUGCCCUUGCAGGGGGCACGGGCGUGGGGCUGGGAGGCGCCCUUGCUGGGAGUGUGGCUGGUGGGCGAACAGAGCGGAUUACUGCUGCGCACAGGGAGAGGAUGAAGCUUCUGACUGCUGCUGCUUUUGAGAGUAAGAAAGGGCGGCGAGGGGCAGGAGGGAAGGGAGGAGGAGGAGGGGGAGGGGAGGCGGAGGAGGGGGAAGUGGACCCAGCCUUUCUAGUUUCCAUAAACGCAGCCCCUGCCUCAACCGCAGCUCCGGGCACAGCCACCGGCCUUCCUGGACCUGCCUCCUCGGUUCGGCAGCCCACUGACGCAGACUACCAGAUCCGGCUUGGCGUGGAGCGCGUCCGGACAGCUGAAAUUCUUUUCGAGCCGUCUCUGAUUGGGCUGGACCGGGCAGGCUUAGGCGAAUCUUUGGGGGCAGCAGUGAGGAGAACAGCGGAGGAGCUAAGGAACAAAUUAGUCCCAUUGUAUUCUAGAACCAAGUCAGCUAGUGGUUCGGGCAUGGAAAAGGUUUUGCCGAGCUUUCUCUUCCUGACUGGAGGAAGUUCGCUGCUGCCCGGAAUGAGGGGCAGGUUGGAGGCAGAGUAUCGGCAGGUGCUGCCAAUGGGGAGCGGGAUAAAGAUUGUGGAAGCCCGGGAUGUGUUCUGGGAUGCGUGGAGGGGAGCGGCAGCCAUGGCUGGGGAUGGGAGGAGAUUGCUAUGGCAGGCUGUGAGUCGGAAGGAGUAUGAGGAGCGUGGGCCAGAUGCGUUUCGACGGUAUAAGUUUGAGUACUUUUGA
Messenger RNA from Closterium sp. Naga37s-1, 3174 nucleotides. NCBI's taxonomy places the organism in Eukaryota, Viridiplantae, Streptophyta, Zygnematophyceae, Desmidiales, Closteriaceae. The record is from the annotation of a GenBank genome assembly.